Molecule: messenger RNA, 1347 nt
Organism: Drepanopeziza brunnea f. sp. 'multigermtubi' MB_m1
Lineage: Eukaryota; Fungi; Ascomycota; Leotiomycetes; Helotiales; Drepanopezizaceae
Biological process (GO): mitochondrial translational elongation
Cellular component (GO): mitochondrion
Molecular function (GO): translation elongation factor activity; GTP binding; GTPase activity
Source: RefSeq, a predicted model, not a curated record
AUGCCGGCGUUUGUACGCACAGUCGCUCCCUUCCUGCGGACAUCUCGGGCUGCCCUGCAGCAGGGCAAUUCCGUCAGCCCUCUGUUCCACGCCUUAUGCCGCCAGAAUGGAGGAGCAUCGGUGUUAAAUGCUGCGAGGACCUACGCGACUGCCUUCGAGCGCACGAAACCCCAUGUUAACAUUGGUACAAUCGGACAUGUUGAUCACGGCAAGACAACAUUGACAGCAGCCAUCACCAAGAGACAGGCCGAGAAGGGCCUCGCCAGCUUCCUCGACUACGGCUCCAUUGACAAGGCGCCAGAGGAGCGGAAGCGUGGAAUCACCAUCUCGACAGCACACAUCGAGUACUCGACUGAUGCCCGCCAUUAUUCCCACGUCGACUGUCCCGGUCACGCCGAUUACAUCAAGAAUAUGAUUACGGGAGCUGCCAACAUGGACGGAGCUGUGAUCGUCGUUGCCGCCUCUGAUGGACAAAUGCCCCAGACAAGAGAACAUCUGCUGCUCGCCAGACAGGUCGGUGUCCAGAAGAUUGUAGUGUUUGUCAAUAAGGUCGAUGCAUUGGAGGACCCGGAGAUGUUGGAAUUGGUUGAGAUGGAGAUGCGUGAGCUACUUACCACUUACGGUUUCGAGGGUGAGGAGACACCAAUUGUCCUUGGUUCGGCACUUUGCGCUCUGGAUGGCCGCAGACCUGAGAUUGGAGAGCAAAAGAUCGAUGAGUUGAUGAACGCUGUCGACAGCUGGAUCCCAACCCCUCAACGUGAUCUUGACAAGCCUUUCUUGAUGUCCGUCGAGGACGUAUUCUCCAUCCCCGGUCGUGGAACUGUCGCGUCCGGCCGCGUCGAGCGUGGUACCCUGAAGAGAGAUCAGGAGGUCGAGCUCGUCGGAAAGGGAGACGUACCACUGAAGACCAAGGUUACCGAUAUCGAGACCUUCAAGAAGUCCUGCGAAGAGUCCCGCGCCGGUGACAACUCCGGUCUCUUGCUCAGAGGUGUCAAGCGUGAAGAUGUCCGUCGUGGAAUGGUUAUCGUGCAACCCGGAACUACGAAGGCGCACAAGCAAUUCUUGGUGUCCAUGUACGUGUUGACCAAGGAGGAAGGAGGACGCCACACCGGAUUCCAUCAAAACUACCGCCCACAAAUCUUCUUGCGCACAGCCGAUGAGGCAGCUGCGCUUUUCUGGCCGGAGGGAACUGAAGAUGCUGAUUCGAAGAUGGUCAUGCCCGGAGAUAACGUCGAGAUGAGAUGCGAGAUCCACCAGGCUGUUGCCGUGGAGGUCGGACAGCGGUUCAAUGUCCGUGAGGGAGGCCGCACCGUCGCUACUGGCUUGGUCACUCGGAUUAUCAAGUAA